UGUCUACUUGGAAUUUUUGAACGAUUAGGCUCCGCCCAUUUAGUAGAUUACACCACAUUUUGGAACGACGUUGAGUUAACUCCGCUACUCCGAGUAGAGUUUUGGAACGCAGCCGAAGUCAUGUGGUCUGUUUUUUUAGCUGCACUGCGGAACUAGUGCAAUAAGUUAGAAUGAGACCACUAUAUUUUUUCUCACUUUAACUUAUUGCACCAUUUCAGUAGUGCAGGUAAAAAGAACAGACCAUUGGUUAGUUUGGUUAGUUCAGCACGUUGACGACAUGUCAACAACGGCAUGGAUUUUAUUGUUAGUCUUUCAAUUUUGCCUUUUCGGAGAUACGGUUGGUUCAGUAGGUGACAAGUCGCAGGUAUACAAUCAAUGUCUAGCAUUGUGUCGCAAUAAAAACUGCAAAGAUGAAAAGAAUUUUAAGAAACAACCCUCCUUAUCACUUACUUUGCUAAAUUGGUCUUGCAAAGAAGAUUGUAGUUAUAUUUGCACAUGGAAGACAGUAGACUCUUUUAUAUCUCAUGGGUUAAAAGUACCACAAUUUCAUGGAAAAUGGCCAUUCAUCCGCAUGUUUGGAUGUCAAGAACCUGCAUCUGUUUUCUUUUCAAUAUUAAAUUUCUAUACCCACUUGAAAAUGUUUCAAAAGUUUAAAAAACAGCUGAAUGGUACCAAUCCUAUGUUUUAUGCUUGGUUAUAUUUUAGUAUUAUAUGCUUAAACGGAUGGUUCUGGUCUGCUAUAUUCCAUUCACGAGAUAGACCAUUUACAGAAGCAAUGGAUUAUUCUUGUGCAUUUAGUAUGGUACUUACACUCUUAUACUGCAUGCUUUUAAGGAUAACAUAUAAAAGCAAUAAAGCAUUUAUUGUAAUAACUUGUGGAUAUAUAAGCAUCUUGUGUAUGCAUUUAUCGCAUUUAUGGUCAGGCAAAAUUAAUUACAGCUAUAAUAUGAUGUUGAAUAUCUUGAUAGGCUUAGCGACUUUUGCGAUAACAAUUCUGUGGUGGUACAUUAAUCGCAAUAAGUUAUUUUAUACAUACUUAAUUGUUUGGUUCAACAUAUUGACCAUUUUUGUCACUUUACUUGAAUUAGCAGACUUCCCACCUAUUUUUUGGAUACUUGAUGCUCAUUCCUUAUGGCAUGCUAGUACAGUUCCUUUAAUUCCAUUAUUAUAUAGAUUUAUGAUCUCAGAUUGCUCCUACCUGCAAAACAGUUACUAUAAAUCACUUCUAGAUAUUAAUCACAGGCAGUAAAAGACUUUAUAUAGUAUGAUACAAAUUCAUAUUUAUUUCAAAAUAUGCAGGGAUAGUAUAGUAAACAUUAGCAGGAGGAUAGUAACGUUAUUAAUCUUACAGACACUCUUAAAUAUGAUAGCAGAUUCGUUAUAAAUAUGUUGUUGCAAAUCGUCUUCUUUUCAACUGUACGUAUGUAUAAAACAUCAAAGUGUAAAAUAUGUGAAAAAUCAGUCCUUCACUUAAAUUUCGUAAAUAUUAAUGCUAUCUCUGAAAAUAUCUUGUACCAUAAUUAAAUGUAAACGACAAUAGCUUGCGCAAAUGUUUAAAUAUCUAUUUAUCUAUGUAACAGAGCAAAAAUUUUUUCCUCUUAAAUAUUUCAUAUUCAAUAUUACCACUCUUGUUAUUUAA
Molecule: messenger RNA, 1639 nt
Organism: Harpegnathos saltator (Jerdon's jumping ant)
Lineage: Eukaryota; Metazoa; Arthropoda; Insecta; Hymenoptera; Formicidae
Gene: PGAP3
Product: Per1-like protein PGAP3
Exons: 8
Coding region: 278-1249 (323 amino acids)
Biological process (GO): GPI anchor biosynthetic process
Cellular component (GO): endoplasmic reticulum membrane
Molecular function (GO): hydrolase activity, acting on ester bonds
Source: RefSeq, a predicted model, not a curated record